AUGAGUUGGUCAAUUCAACUGUUCCUCUUGAUGGGAGGAAGAGGCGAAUGGCUGCAUGAGGAUGAGCACGGCAUGUUCGCACAGGUUCAAGUGGCUUCACUGCCAUUUUGGAAGAAUUUCGAGCACCUGGAGGUAGCUCCCAAGCGAUUCUGGAUUGAGGUCGGUGCUAACAACUACAACAACAUACAGCACUACCCUGAUUUCGGGGAUCAAGAUUUUGUACUCUCCUUCGAGCCCUUGCUGGACAAGUAUGCAGAAUUGCUGACUCGAUCUCAGCCCCGCAUACCAGGGCAGCGGCGCAAGCUGGGCUUCCAGAAUGACAGGGGUUUGGUAUUCCCCUUCGCCAUUGGAUGUGGAUCGCCCUUCGCUACCUUUACGGUCACGGAUCAUGACAGCUGCAGCUCCAUUCUUCCAACGAUGGACGGUGACUAUGAAGGUUCGAAACAUGAGCGAGAUGACGACUUCGAUUUCAAGGCACGUUGUGCCACAGGCUUAGAAACCCGACGAGUGCCGUGCAUCUCACUUGAGCACGUUCUGGAGGUGUGGCUGCCAGGCCAGGAGAUCUACAUAUUGAAAGUUGAUGCCCAAGGUGCAGACCUCUCGGUGGUGCAGUCGGCCGGAAAGAGCUUGAGGCAGAUCCAAAACGUGCAGCUGGAAGCCUUGUGUGAUCAUAGUCCAGCUGCGUAUGUGGGCGCUCCCAACUGUUCCAGGAUAUUGAUGUUCAUGCACAGAGCUGGAUAUUCAUGCCGAUGGCUAGAGGAAGAGAGGCCGCUGAGUUGUGGUCGGCCAGGAGCUUCGAUUUGCAAGACAUGCAAGGGUGAGAUUGAUCUCUACUUUGUUCGCAUGGACCGAGGCCGCAUUGCCAAGUUAGACCACCUCGUCAAGUCAGAGAAGUGGCCGCAAGGAGUUCUCACCACUGAAGACGGCCUCUUCUACGUAUGUCACUUCCAGGGGGAAGUACUGGUGCUAAACCAGGAGCUCGAAAAUGUGCGGAAGGCACUCCUCCCAAGGGAAGUGAGUAACCCGAGCCAGAUGGCCAUGGCACCCAACGGCGAUUUGGUUUUGGCCUGCGGCGAUGGGAGGGGCGGCGCAGUGGUUGCAGUGGUGGAUUCCAAAACCAUGGAGGCAAAAAGAUGGAUGAGACCAAAGGUGACCAGCGGGCGGGGCUUGGGCAUGGCGAUGGGUGGAGGUCGUGUUUACCUCUCUCACCGCUGGACCACUGGCGACUCUGCAGCUCGAACUGGCGACUCUGCAGCUCGAGAGAAGCGUUCGAAGUCCGUAGUUGUCUUCGACUUUGAGACUGGUGAGCAAGUGACCACCUUCGACGGCUUUCAACAUCCCUGUGGCCUUUGCGUGACGGACGACCGCCUCUUCGUGGCCGACCGCGGUGCCAACGAGGUCCGCGUGCUGGAUUUGGAGGGCAAUCCAUUGGACACCAUUGGAGGUGGCGAGUUGAAGAUUCCCAACGAUGUGGCGGUGGACAAUUGUGGCAACGUGCUGGUGAUGGACACGGGCAAUGAGCGUGUUGCAGUCUUUGCUCCUGAUGGGGAACUGGUGGCCAGUGUGCUGCCGGGCACCUUCAAGAACCGCGGCAACACCCAUAGCUACAUCACGGUGAACCCCUUGACUGGCACCAUCUCCGUGUCCAUGGAUGAUAUUCACCAGGUCGCCGUCCUGGCGCCACCAAUUUGGUUGGUCUAG
Durusdinium trenchii is the source of this 1701-nucleotide messenger RNA. Lineage: Eukaryota; Dinophyceae; Suessiales; Symbiodiniaceae. The record is from the annotation of a GenBank genome assembly.